Molecule: messenger RNA, 2636 nt
Organism: Pogoniulus pusillus (Red-fronted tinkerbird)
Lineage: Eukaryota; Metazoa; Chordata; Aves; Piciformes; Lybiidae
Gene: OLIG2
Product: oligodendrocyte transcription factor 2
Exons: 2
Coding region: 200-1078 (292 amino acids)
Biological process (GO): myelination; sensory organ development; neuron differentiation
Cellular component (GO): nucleus
Molecular function (GO): protein dimerization activity; E-box binding; DNA-binding transcription factor activity, RNA polymerase II-specific
Source: RefSeq, a predicted model, not a curated record
GCUCGCCCGUCACGGCGCGCCGCUCCCCACGGCCGCCCCGCGCACGAGCAGCGGCGGAGAGGUCUUGUCGACGGGACGGGCUGGCGAACUCCGGCGGAACCCGGCCAAGUUUCCGCGGGAGCUGAUCCGGGGACUCUCGCGGACUUUCUCCCCUCCCCGCAGGCAGCCCAGUGAGUGCAGCCGUCCCGUCUGCCGGGCCAUGGACUCGGACGCCAGCCUGGUCUCCAGUCGCCCGUCCUCCCCGGAGCCCGAUGACCUCUUCCUCACGGCCAGAAAUAAAGGCAGCGGCGGGGGCUUCACGGGCGGCACCGUGUCCAGCUCCACGCAGAGCGAUUCCCCGCCGGAGCUGAGCGCAGAACUGCGCAGCGCCAUGAGCGCUGCGGGAGUGGUGGUGGUGGACAAGCUGGGCUUCAAGUCCUCGUCCUCCUCCUCCUCCUCGUCUUCCUCCUCCUCCUCUAAGAAGGACAAGAAGCAGAUGACAGAGCCGGAGCUGCAGCAGCUGCGUCUGAAGAUCAACAGUCGGGAGCGCAAGAGAAUGCACGACCUGAAUAUUGCUAUGGACGGUCUGCGGGAGGUGAUGCCCUACGCCCACGGCCCGUCGGUGCGCAAACUCUCCAAGAUCGCCACGCUUCUUCUGGCGCGCAACUACAUCCUCAUGCUCACCAACUCCUUGGAGGAGAUGAAGCGCCUGGUCAGCGAGAUCUACGGCGGGCAUCACGCCGGCUUCCACCCUGCCGCCUGUCCCGGUGGCAUGGGUGCCCACUCAGCGCCGCUGCCCGGCCACCCGGGCCACCCUGCUUCGCACCCUGUCCACCACCCCAUCCUACCCCCCGCCGCCGUCUCUAGCGCCUCCCUGCCCGGCUCAGGCCUCUCGGCCGUCAGCUCCAUCCGGCCUCCCCACGGGCUUCUCAAGUCUCCCUCGGCCGCCGCCGCCGCCGCCCCCUUGGGCAGCGGCUUCCAGCACUGGGGGGGGAUGCCCUGCCCCUGCAGCAUGUGCCAGGUGUCGGCCCCGCCACACCACCACGUCUCAGGCAUGGGCACCGCCAGCCUCCCCAGAUUGGCCACCGACACCAAGUGAGCCCCUCAGAGAGGCCGUCCCGCCUCGGCCCGCGCCGCCCCGGCACCUCCAGGACAUACAAACGCGCACCCCGACUCCGCGGUGGAAGCGGGUCCCCACGCCUCCCCGCUGCCGGUGCCAUGGGAGGGGUGACAGGAGCCUGGCCCAGGGUCCCCCGCUCCCCGAACGGCGAGGACAACCACUCCGACACAAGUAAACGCCAGCCCACCUUCUUUAUUUUAAAAUUUACAUUGUUGUCGAUAACUUCGCUAGGAGGUAAAAAUAAGCCCUAUGCUCGUCGCAAAUGGAGGAGCCAAACUGUUCGUUUCCUGUAUGAUGUUUAUUUGUUUGUUUGUUUCGUUCUUUCUUUUCCCUCCCUUCCCGCCUCCCCCUCCCUCCCCCCCCCCCCCCCCCCCCCCCCCCCCCGGUGUCGUUUCUGCACGUAGAGCCUUUGGAAACGUUUCUGUGUCACGUCCCGCCCCGGAAAGCAGCACCGGCACCACUCCGGGAGCUCCUGGCACUAGCGUGGAGCAGCAAAACUCCGGGUGGAAGUGCAGACGGGAAAGUCGGGUUCUUCCCCGGCAUCCCCGCCCGCGGUUAUUUUUUUUUGUUGUUUGUUUGUUUGUUUGUUUGUUUGUUUUUUAAUGUUUGUGUUUUUUUUCUUUCUUGGUUCGGGAUUUGUAAAUAUACCGUUCAACGAUAACGACGCAAGUCCGCUCUGCCUGAGCUUUCCGUCCGUGCACUUGUACUGUGUAAGCCUCAUGAGUGAAUAAGGGGUCGGUUUGCCUUGAUUUCGUUGGUUUGGGUUCUUGGGGUUUCUUGGGGUUUGUGUUUUUUUAAGCAUAUAACACUUUUGGGGUUUGUUUUCGUUCCUGCCACCUUUAACAAAGUUUGAAUUCUUUAAUGCUCUUUCUGUGUAGGAACUUUCACACUGUCCGUAUUGCAAUACUGAGAACUUGGGCUUGUUUCUGAAAUAACAACUUUUCUUAUCGCUACCCCUUGCAGAGAUUUUAUCAUCUGUUUAUUUUUGUAAAAAAGAAAAAAAAAGAAAAAAAAAGUUUAAAAAAAAAAGUUGCUAAAUAAUAUUUAUUACUUGUUUGGUUGAAAAAAAAAGUCAUCCACUGUUGAGAUUUUAAAUAAAAAGACAAAAAAACCCCGACAGCAUUUUAAAUAAACAGCCUUUUCCUCUUCCUUGCUUGGGGAGGCGGAGGAGGAGGCAGGUGCGGGACCGUGGCACGGUGACCGGCCACAAAGCCCAAAGCCGGGGAGGGAGACGAACGUUUUAGGGGCAUCCUUGCUUUUUAUCUAUGUUUUUUGUUCAUUUUCUUUGCCGGCUAAUAGAAACCGUUUUGGUUUGGUGUUUGGGGUUUUUUUUUGUUUGUUUGUUUUUUAAUUUUUAUUCCCCCCCCCCUCCCCGAUUUCUUCAUUGUAGAAGGAGGGCGGCAAGGAAAGAAACGUUUGUCACUGGGUUUGUAACGCAAUUUUUUUUGUCUAACGAAUCCAGGACUUGGCAAGAGCAAAAUAUUAAUUCGGGGAAAGGAAAUAUUAAACUUGACUGUGAGAUGUUUGCUCAUUAUAA